Stegodyphus dumicola is the source of this 1918-nucleotide messenger RNA. Its product is annotated as tryptase-like. Gene Ontology annotation, biological process: proteolysis. The record is from RefSeq and is a predicted model, not a curated record. Gene Ontology annotation, molecular function: serine-type endopeptidase activity. NCBI's taxonomy places the organism in Eukaryota, Metazoa, Arthropoda, Arachnida, Araneae, Eresidae.
GCCGGUUAGUUAUCCAUUGGCUACCCAACCAAGUGACGUCAAGUGCACAAGGAUACUGAUGAAAGGAACAUUUUGCGCAAUGUUGAUGUUACCAAAAGUCACAGAGCGGAAUCGAAUAUUUGCUACAAUUUUAUGGGUUUUGAUAACAGGAAGAGAACUUUUGAUCACAACGGUUGUUGCUGAUCGAAGUCAUUGCGAUUGCAUGGACUAUUGGGAAUGCAUAGGCUCAGGUGGCACACCUUAUGCUUACUGUUCAUAUAGCAGUCAAGUAUGUUGCUUUGUGGAGCCAAGUGCCGUGUCAGUAGGUAUUCUUCCUAGGCGUAAAAAAUCGGGCUCUUGUGGUAUAAAAGGCCCGAACAAGGGAAGAGAUGGAGUAACAGAUCCAGGGGAAUGGGCUUGGCAUGCUGCAGUGCUAGAAACUCCCCAAGAUCUUUACAUAUGUGGUGCCUCACUAUUAGACGAGUAUUGGAUUUUAACGGCAGCACAUUGUGUGUACGAAUAUUCAUUGCCAAAUGCUUUGAAAAUCCGCCUUGGUGAAUAUGACGUUUCAACAACCAGCGAGCCUUUAAAGUAUGAAGAGUAUACUGCUUCCAGGAUAGUUGUGCAUCCGAACUUCGAUAACAGAACGUUGUUGCAUGACAUCGCUCUUGUCCGACUUACUCGUCCAGCUAAAAGGAAAGCCAACAUAAAUGUAGUGUGUAUGCCUCCUGAAGGUACAACUAAUAACGAACUCGUCUCUUCAGCGCGUUGUUUUGUCACUGGAUGGGGUAAAUCUACUGAAAACGGAGAACACUCAGUGGUACUUAAAGAAGUGAAUGUACCUCUUUGGAGGAACGACGACUGCGAGAGAUCUCUUAAAUUCCAUUUUGGUCCCAAUUACAGGCUACCUGCUACUUCUCUCUGUGCAGGCGCAGAAGGAAGGGAUGCUUGUGAUGGAGACGGAGGUGGACCAUUAGUAUGCGAGAAAGAAGGUCGCUGGUAUCAAGUUGGGAUUGUAUCUUUCGGUAUCGGAUGUGGCCAACCAAAUACGCCAGGAAUUUACACUAGAGUAGAAAGCUACAGUAACUGGAUUCACAGAGUUGUUGCCAGCGAUAAUAAAAAUGAUAACUCAUCUUUCGGCGUAAGAUCAACUUAAGAUUAUAAAAGUAACAGCAAUUCAUGUAAAAACACCAAUUCUUUUCCUGAUUCAGGAAAUUUUGUGCCUUUUUUUCACAGCCAUUUAAAUGAUUCUUCAGUUAACGUAGAACGUUUGAAACACUGAAUGAUUAAAGCACAAAAUUUUGGUGAAAUAAUUUGCUAAGUGGGAACGUAGAACUAAAGAAGUUGAUUUUCGAUUAUCAAGCAAAAAUAAUCUCUACUCAGAGAGAACUUUCAAAAAAUGUACUAUUUUUUAAAUUAUAAUCAAUGUAAUGUAUUUUUACUGCCAGAUGUAUUCAAUAUAUGAUCCCAGCCGCAUCAUACAGCUGAGAUUAACAAGUACUAGCUAAGUUCUAAAAUUGGAAUAAUUUAAUUAGGAGUUGUUAUUUUUAACGCCAUGCAGUUGAUGUAUAACAGAAAAAGUGUGUUUCGUAAUAUAAAAAAAUUUUAGACUACAAAAGGCAAAACAUAAAAUAGAUUGAGACUGUUUUAGAGAACUCUGCAAAUAUCUUUCUGAAAGGAAGAGAAAUAUAAAGAGUUAAGCAGAUAUGUAAUGAUAUCAGUUCUAAUUUUUUUUAAGAUUGCGAUGGAAUGUAACUACUGUCUUACAUUUGAUAUAUUUAUUUAUUUAUUUUGUAAUGAAUAUUUUUAUACAAUAUUUUGAUUUCCAUAAACAAGUCCAAUCUUGUCGUUACGUUUUACUUAUUUGUACGACAAACUGGUUAUUUAUUUGUAAUUUUUGAAAUUGAGAUUUAGUUUGAAAUAAAGUCUUUACCUUUUC